Symbiodinium pilosum is the source of this 822-nucleotide messenger RNA. NCBI's taxonomy places the organism in Eukaryota, Dinophyceae, Suessiales, Symbiodiniaceae. The record is from the annotation of a GenBank genome assembly.
AUGCGAGAACAAGCGGACGAGGGCGACACGGAGAUGCUGAACAGCCUGGAGUCAGCGCCGCUGGCUCGGGCCAGCUGCCGUCGAUGUCGCCUUGAGGGGCCAAAGGAUGAUGACACCCUUCCCUUCAGUGACGAUCCUUCACACCCAGAAGGUUUCUUGGAGGCACUGGGCUUAGACGAGAACGGUCCCAAGAGCCACACCAUGGGCUACCUUCACGUGACGCUGGCGUGGAUGCGGCAAUGGAGCUGGGAGACGCGUGCACGGAUUGUGAUGGAGAAGACGCAUUUCUGGCCGCGACUCGUUGAGCCGCUCGAGUGGCUCCAGCCACCCGUGGCCGCUGGGCCACCUGCCAAGGCCUGGCAGCACUGCUGGUUGGAUUUCCUGGUUGCGCAUCAAGACUGGCGGGGCCUCGCAGCCUGGGUUCGAUCGCUCCCCUUUUCGGUCGGUGACUAUGUGGACGAGCACGGCAAGAGCUGCGUGGACCUGGAUUUGGAGAAGCUUGAGCAGCGCGGUCUCCGUUUCUGCACUUCUUAUGCCCGAGAGGUCCUGCUGCAGCAGCUUGGCCGACGGGGCAUUUUUUGCAGUGGCGAUACCCAGGACUUUCACGCGCUUUUGUGCCGCCUAACUCUUUGUGGCAAGCUCUUCGGCGACGGAGUGACUUUGGAUCCAUCCAGGGGCAGUGAAGUCACGCUGGCAUCAAAGCUGCCUAACUGUGAGAGCGACGAGGGGGCCCUGUCACUGGAUCGCUUGCUGCCCGUGGGAACGGUGAGUCCUUUUCACUGCUUUUUCAUCAACUACUGCAUCGACAAUGACGCUCGGUGA